AGGGGGGAGCCCUAUAGUGAGGCGCAAGUGCCCUGUGUAAGGGGGAGCCCUAUAGUGAGGCGCAGGGGUAGCACCCUGCAGCAACAGCCAGAAGAGUUGGGUGAAUAGGAGUGUGUGUAAUUGUGACAGGCUGCUGUGGGUGUGUCUAGUGGUGUGCAAGGGAGGAGCACUGAGUGUGUAAGCCCAGCAUACCCAGUAUGUAUGGAGAAACACUGUGUGAGUGUGUAACUGCCUGUGGGAGAAUGUGAGAGUGGGGAGUGUGCGAGAGUGCAAGGGUCAGAAUAGAGAGAGUGCAAGGGUCAGAAUAGAGAGAGUGCAAGACUAAUAUUGUAAGUGAGUGUGUGAGUAGCAGUCUCAGUAGUGUGCGAGGGGGAACGCUGUCAGUGUGAAUAAAGAGAGUGUGAGAGCACAAGGCACGUCUCACUGACACGGUGAGUGGGGGUGGGGCUUAGGGAACAGAAAGUGAAAGGUUCCAGGGGAAGGUCUGCGAGACGGACUACCGGAGGCGCUUGAGAAGGAAGUUACUGGUAUAACAUGGAGGAACCAACAGGAAAAGGGACAGUCGCAGAGCUGUUCCAAGCUCUAUAUGAGAUGGGUUUUGGGGAGUCCCAGGCUCAGGCAGCAUUUACAGCUGGAUGUUUCAGGGUACAGGAGGCUGUGGAGUGGAUCCUGAACGGGAGACAGCACCGGGGCACCUUGCAGAGCCAUCCAGAGGCUGACUUAGGGGCAAUAAUGGCCUUCAACCCCCCAAAAUCUGAAGGUGGACUAAGAGAUUUGUGUCCUUCAGACGCGACUGUGUCCCUAGAGCGUGAGUCUCAGCCACUGGUCAUGUCUCGCCAUACCCUGCGUUGGAGAGAGUACGAUACAAAGCAGAGUGCCAGCCUGGCACAAAAUAUGAAGGAGACUAAACGCAACAAGGAGAAGGAACGUGACCUUGUGCUGCAGCGCAUUGCCGAGGAUCGCAGGUCCCAGCAGGAGAAGGGGCGCAUGGUCACACCCCAAAAGUGUCUGAAGUCUGAGAGCCCAUGUGUAGGCAAGCCUCACAACUCCUGUGCCCUUAUGGUGCGCCUCCCUUGUGGUCGCUCAGUACAUCUGGCAUUGGCAGCGGACUCCCCGUUACAGAAGGUGUAUGAGCACGUGCAGCUGGUAGAACCGUCGCUCGGCCCCUGCAGCCUUCGGAGCAGCUAUCCUGCCAGGCACUUCUCCGACGUAGAUCUUUCCCGUAGUCUGGAUGAGCUCGGACUGACGCCUAAUGCUACUCUGUGUGUAUGUCCCAGGCAGAACCCCCCCGCUGUGCAGGAAGCAAACUCCAACGCAGAAGGUCCCAGUGUGUCUGCGCCUCUAAACAUGCCCCCUGAACCCCAGGAUCUGAUUGCUGAAGGAGGCGUGGUUAGAGCGGCACUGACUGCCCCAGCUCAAUCUGUCACCCUCAAUGUCCACCUGAGAGAGGGCCCACUCCCCAGGCCUCUGCACAACUGGGGACCAGGACGUACAUUGCUCUUACAGGAGCAGGAAGCGGCUGGCAACGAGCAACAUCAGAUAGAAGGAGUGAAUGAUGGGGAUGAUGCGCACAGGCAGCCCCCAGGGAACGCGCACCUGUGGCCGGAACAUGGCAGGAGACUCCAAGACAGCAAUCGGGGAGGGUGUCCCACUGAUGCACUUCCUUCUCCAGAGGCCCCCCUGCUGGUCAUGGCAAGAGCUGCGGCAGAGCUGCGACAGGGGAACUCAGAGAGAUCACCCGCCAUAAGCGAGACCCGGAGAGAGGCAAGAGCUGCGGCAGAGCUGCAACAGGAGAACUCGGAGAGACCUCCCGCCAUAAGCGAGACCCGGAGAGAGGCAAGAGCUGUGGCAGAGCUGCGACAGGAGAACUCGGAGAGACCUCACGCCAUAAGCGAGAACCAGAGAGAGGCAAGAGCUGCGGCAGAGCUGCGACAGGAGAACUCGGAGAGACCUCCCGCCAUAAGCGAGACCCGGAGAGAGGCAAGAGCUGCGGCAGAGCUGCGACAGGGGAACUCUGAGAGACCGCCCACCAUAAGCGAGACCCGGAGAGAGGCAAGAGCUGUGGCAGAGCUGCGACAGGGGAACUCGGAGAGACCUCCCGCCAUAAGCGAGACCCGGAGAGAGGCAAGAGCUGCGGCAGAGCUGCGACAGGGGAACUCUGAGAGACCGCCCACCAUAAGCGAGAGAGUGCAGGCUCCUCCCAGCUUGCGCCACUUCUCGCUGCAAGCAGUCCUUCAUCUCAUUGCUGCCCCCUCCAUGCAGUAUUCUCGCUCUUUUUCCCGCGUCACCCCGGAAAUAGUGGAGCUUAUUAUUGAUCACAUGAUCAAAGAGCGCGCCUUGCGUCCGAGAACACUAGAGCUGUUUGGAGGCUGCCCAAUCCGCCAGAUUUCCCUCAAAUGCUACCAGUACUGCACCAAUGAACUGAUUCGACACCUGCAGCACUUCCCAAGCCUUAAAUCUCUCAACCUGAGCUCCUGUAGCCUACUCACAGACCAGGGCCUGAGAGUUAUGAAACAUUUACACAAGUUGCAGUAUCUGAACCUUGGUGCCUGCCCGAAGCUGACUGACAGCUGCCUGCUGCAUCUCCUGGGGCAGAAGCAUCUCUCGCAGCUCAUCCUGGAUCAGACAAAAGUAAGCGACGAAGGACUGUGCAGCUUUCUGCUCCAAGCUCAGUGCUCCCUCACUUACCUGAGUGUGAAUCGGACGGCUGUGAGUGAGAGCUCCCUGAGUGUGCUGAGCCAACGCAUGGCGGAAGUGCGGGUUGUGAGUGUGAAGCACAAUCAGAUCUCAGACGUCUCCUCACUCGUCGCUCUCAAGCAUCUGCACACACUUCAUCUAGAUCACACUCAGGUUUCACAGCACUCUCUCAUGAUGGUCACGUCCCUUCCUGCACUCUCAACACUUACACUGUCUGGAGUGGUGUCUCUCAACUCAGACAAAGUGCUGGAAGGAUUAUCUGGUCUAUCUCUCACUCGGGUGGUCCUACCUGGAAGAAGAUGUCUCUCGGAUUUUGGACUUUCCUAUCUGUCUGGGUUACGAUCUCUUAUAGAGUUGGAUCUAACGGACCACACCCAAAUUACUGAUCAGGGGGUGCAGUACAUCUCGGCACUGGAUAUGCUGAGGACCCUGUCUCUUUGUAACACGUCCGUGUCUGAUUCUGGACUCCUUCAUCUGCGGGGCCUGCGGAACCUGGAGAAUCUUAGCCUGGACAGAACCAAGGUGACCAGCAGGGGGGUGUCUCGGUGCAUUCCUCAUCUUCCGCACCUUCAGGUUCUCGGUCUGUCCGAUACAAACGUGGGGGAUAAUGUUCUGAAACACGGUAUUCGGCACUGCAGGCACCUUGUGAAAGUAAAUCUAAGCCGGACUCGCAUCACUAAUAAGGGUCUGCGGUUUCUGAAGCAAGUGUCAGUCACGCAGCUGAGCCUGGAUGGGUCGGGAAUUACCCCUCAGGCACUGUCAGAGCUAAUGUCAGUGUGCGUCUCCUUAACCAGCGUGAGGGCCAAUAACCUGCGUGCCAUCCCCGCAGAGGAGAUCUCCGACGAUGACGAAGAGCCACCCAUGCAACACUGAUAGAAUAAGAGGCUAUGGGAAAGGCAGGGGUAACUAUCCCUCUAUAGAAAGUAGGGUAACUAUCGCUCUGUAAGAAAGACCAAAGAAACCCCCUCACUUUCAAUCAAGGCUUUUUUUAAAGGGAUUCUGUCAUCGGAAAAGAUGAGCAAACAGAUUUUUUUAUAUUUAAUUUUUAAAUUUGACAGGG
Messenger RNA from Xenopus tropicalis (tropical clawed frog), 3757 nucleotides. RefSeq lists its product as uncharacterized. The transcript is spliced from 17 exons. The record is from RefSeq and is a predicted model, not a curated record. NCBI's taxonomy places the organism in Eukaryota, Metazoa, Chordata, Amphibia, Anura, Pipidae. Bases 535 to 3570 code for a protein of 1011 amino acids.